GCGAGCUGCAAGUACUGGAGUGGGUAAUAUAGGAGGGUACACCAACUGCAGAACAUGUCCUAUGCAAUGCAAAAACAUCGAAAACAAGGAUUGCAAGAUGGCUCGAUGGCAGAUUGCUGGAUAUAUUGGGAUCUUUGCUGUUUUAUCUAUUCUAAUUCUACCAAGCAGUUUGAAGUCGUACGAGGCUAAGAAGGCUGAGCUGGGGAAAAUGGAUACUCUGACUAGGAUGCAGUAUUCACAUAAAUCAUGUCCAUAGGCUUUUGUCACGCGUUGGGAGCGGAUAAACUAUAUAAAACAAUCCAUUCUGGAGCCAAAUUAGUUAGCAAAAUAAAAUGUAUUUUUUUUCAA
Eurytemora carolleeae is the source of this 348-nucleotide messenger RNA. RefSeq lists its product as uncharacterized. The record is from RefSeq and is a predicted model, not a curated record. NCBI's taxonomy places the organism in Eukaryota, Metazoa, Arthropoda, Copepoda, Calanoida, Temoridae.